AUGACGACGAGGACCUCAAGACUAGCGAGAUUUCUACACGUUCGUGGACUAUGUGCGGACUAUGACGUGCGAAUGGCACUCUUUAAAUCUAGGAUUCGAGCAGGUGAACGGGACGUUUCGAGGUGUAUGGUACGUCUGGCAGCUGGGUACGGUAACCAGUCCAGAUCGUUUAAUUUUGUCCAGGUACACUACCAGCGAAGUCGUUUUCAUGUUGUUCAGGUACAAGUACCAGCGAGAUCGAUCAUGUCCAAGUACACUGCCAGCGAGUUUCUCGAUCGUUGUCCAGGUACAUCGCCAGCGAGUAGUCGUUUCAUGAUUUACCAGGUACUAGUGCCAGGAGUCGUUCAUAAGUUGUCCAGGAUACAACUACCAGCGAGUCGUUCUCAUGUUGUCAGUACAGGUUUCAACAGCUCACCAGCGGAUCGUUUCAUGCCGUCGGAUGCCAAUAACACCCCCAUGUCGCAGGUGCCACCGAGUGCCAGCCUUGCACAGACUCGGUACCGCGUGGUCGAAGUUCAGACUAGAUUCAACAAGCUCGCACGCCCUAUUUUAGAGCUCGUGCCUAAGCUUGGCGCGUAUCCCUCGCCCUGUCUUCACUCCGUAUCCAAAACCUUGGCUUCCCGCAUCAAGUGUGCCACUGUUCCCACCUUCACACCACAUCACCCAUCCAUCACCCAUCGCCACCACACUUUACAGCCUUCGUCCCCGCCGUCCACGCCUCCCAGCCGAUCCAAAGUCCUCCGGUACCACAAACCGUCUUCGAUCCAUCUCCACAACACCAUACCCGACCGCUAUCACCAUCUCACUGACCUCAGAAGCUCCGCCGCGAGCACCAGUAGCAGCCCCCGCCGCAGCAGCCACAAGUGCCGCUCGCAGACAGUGAGCCCGCGCGUCGACAGCAAGAAGAUCCUGCGCCAUUUGGUCACUCCUCCAGUAGGUCACAGAGCCUCGAGUUUUGACGAAUACCUCCACCUGCGAACCCAGACUCCCAAGUGUAGUGUAUGGAUUUUCGGCCCUGUGUCUUCACUCCUGAUCAGCUGUCCCUUAUUUAGUCGUUUGAGAAGCUUCCUCAACGACCCGCGCCCAAGGGUUGAGUUCCGACCCAGUCCCAGACCCAUGGUGUCUGAGGAAUAUACUCGCCUGCAGAGCGUUGAUAGUAGAAGCUGUUCCCCAGUGUUGGUAGUAAGUACUGCAGAUGCGUUGCCGAUAUCUAGUUCCUAUGCUAAGAUUAUGCAUAGUAAAGUUUUGUUUACUGUUGCUUUUCUGGAGGCAAACGAACCUUCAUUGCCUACUUCAUAUUUUAGUCAAUUAAUAGUUGGGCUUUCUAGGGAUUUAGUCAUAAGCAAACGAGUUCCAACUAGUAGAUUGCCGAGUUACACUUGCUUGAAUCAGAUAUUUGGAAAACUCUGGAUGCCGAAUGCACAGCUUAAAGAAUCUGAGAGGCGCUGCCUUCAGGCCCCGCCCACAGUGAGCCGACCGCCCUUCAGGGGGUCGUCGGGUGCCUUCAAGGUGGAGGGAGAGUGGGGCGGCAGGGCAAGGCACAAGCAGCAAGCUCAGUGUACGUAUGUGUGCCUUACACAGGAACGGACCCGCAGCACGGACAUAGCGACGGAGCUCAGGCGGAGUGACGACGUGUCUGUGGAAGGGACUUCGGUGGAAGGCCUCAUGCGAGAGACCUCGCUCACCUCCCUCGCGCCCUCGCCCUCUAGACAGGACAAGAAAGUCACCUUCGCCAAGCUCCUGGAGAAGAUGUCCAAGGAAAUGAGCUCCUCCUCCUCCGACGUGAGCUGCGCCGAGGACAAAUCCCCCAGCCGCAUCUUCAACUUCGGCAGCGUCAGGAGGUCUCCGCGUCGCUCCCCGCGCAUCCGCCACACGCAGAGAUACAGCGGGUCGGGCAGCGAAGAUGUCAUCGAGACGCCCGACAUCUCCUCCUCCGAGAUGACGCCGGACCCUCCCAAGAGGCUGCUCACCGUCAAAUCGUCCUCGUCGCCCUGCUCCAAGACGUCCUCGCCGCAGAGUCGCAACAAGCUGCACAAAAUAUCCUCAGCCGACUCUCUGCUCGCUAUGUUCAGGAACUUCGGUGGGUCUUGUUUUAAGGAGAAAGGAGAUUUAAGCAACCACCCCACCCGUAGGCACUUCAGGUCGUCCCUCGGCGUCGAACCCAUCGAGUCCGCACGGGUCCGAGGUCGACGACUCCUCCGCGCACCCUCGCCCUCCACCACCCCCACCACCCCGCAGAAGGCUCUGCCGCAGGUGGUCAAACAGGACACCCUCACAGUCCCAGGAGCGCUGCAGGUCCAGGUACAAUGUGCUGGCGGGUUAGCUAAUAGCUCAGGUCCAGUCAUCACUCUGGAAGUCCCCAACGCCGACCAAUACCGCUGUCUUUCCCCCAUCACGGAGCUCCCUACUCCGGUCCCCACCCCAGUCCCCUCUCCCCUGCCAACCCCCUGCCGGUACAGACCUAAGCCUCGGACCAGUUCGGAAUCCAACGACAACAAGGACAGCGAAGACACCGAGUCGGAGUUCUCUCUCUCGAUUUCCGUGGAACGAAGCAGCUCCGACAGUUCGGGUCCCGACCACCGCGUGUUCUUUACACCCACGAGGAACCUCCACAGUCUCCAUCACUGCAGCCCUCACAGAUCCGAGACGUUGUCCCCCACGGGCGCCACCCUCACGCCCUCGUCGACAAUGUCUUCCCGGACGCCUUCACCAGAUACGUCCCCCACCAUCUCGCCGGUUUCGUCUCCCAAAAUCAAGGUGAAACCUCCGCCGCUUACCAUUCCCAACGCUAACGUGUUAGAAUUUAACCCGGAGAAGCCGAGCACGUCGAGGGAUCCGGCCUGCGGCGAAAUCAGCCUGCAGGUUCCUGUCAUCAAAGUGGACUCGGUGGACGACGGGACGCGAUGGGAUUCGACGCCGCGGACGCGAUCGCAGAGCGUGGACGUUGGCAGCAUCCUGCAAGCUCCGCUCAUAACAAUAUCUCCUGCUGAGGAGGAACACCCGUCAGCAUCAACGUCGUCGUCGCAGCCGCCACUAAUUAUUCCAACGCUAAACGUUACUUUAGCGUCACCUCCUGCUCUGAAGAAGCAAUAUCCACCUGUGCCUACAAUUAGUAUAGAGGCCCCAGAACCCCCCAAACCCCCUGAGGUCCCGAUUAGACGCCAUGCUCCGGUGAUAAGGGAGAAGACGGGGUCUCUGGAACUCCAACCCGCGCCGGCCAUCACCAUCACCAACACUCUCACCGACGCGGAAAGUGACACGGACUCUCCCACGGGAACAUGUCGUCGGGGCGGACCUCCCUCUUGCUACCUCAGUCCCUUCCUGGGCGUCGACUUACGCGCCUCGGAAUCUAAUCUAAGUUCCUCGGGGUACAGUUCAGCAUAUUCCCCGGGGCCUUCUCGGUGUUCCUCCAACAACCCACUGCUUCCGGACGAGCCCAUGACCCCUUCCGUCUCGUCCAUUCCUUCUCGACCCAUGCAGAUCCCGGGACCGCCUCCCGCCGUCACGGCCCCGCCAAGGACCAAGCGCCGCCCCCUCCUCAAGACGCCGCCGACGGAGGUCUCACCGAUGCCUUUGCCCGCGCCCCUCGUCCGCACCGACUCUGAGACCACAGACGACCCCGCAGCCUCCUCGCAGCCGGAAGCCGACUCCGCCCUGGAGCUCGACACCAAUGACGAAUGCAGCGACGGUGUGGCCCACGGGGUGGAGGCCUCGAAGCUCAGCGGCGUAGACGAAGCUGAGGCCCAGCGACAGAGGCUGCUGAUGUCUUCGAGUCAGUCGUUCCCAAAGGAGUCUCCGCGUCUCACUCGAUCGCCACCAUCCAUUGUCGUCCACGCGUCGUUACAAAGUGAGUCGUCUCUCGAAGACUGCUUGACUGACAAACCCUCCCGACUUAGCCCGGUAAGCUCACGCAGUGAAUCACCCAUUAGCGACUCUCGACUAAGCGUAGCAAGAAUAUACCCCGCAUUCUUUGGCGUUAGUGGAAAACCGGAAUUGCCGUACACAGACUCAGACGGCCUAUAUGACUGUCCUUCGUCAGAGGUCCUUAACUCUGACUGCCACGCCUCUGCUUCGCCACUGAAACGCCUCGGGCGAAAACGCUUAAAGCGCACUUCGGGCAAGGGGAUCAAAUCUUUCCUAGGUCUAGGUAGCGUUGGGUCGGGCGAGGGCUGUAGCGGCGCCAGUGCCGCGCCCGCGCAAAGUGAAGGGGCCAAGAGUCGUCUCGAGCCGCCGCACUGGGAGAGGUCGCCGCGCCGCCUCUCCCCGAAGAGGCGCGUGAGGGCUCAGACGAGCGUAGAUCUCCUGUCUUCCUCAAACGAAAGUAUCACGUCUCAAAGGUAUGUAUUUGUAGUAAAAUCAUCCCAAGACUUGCUUAAGAUGACAAGACAAGUAACAAAAACAAUAUUCAGCAAAACACUCAUUGCUCAGUAGACAUUUUCUUCCAAGAUUGUUUCGUGUUGGGAGACGAAUUAAUGUCAAAAUGCCCCAAAAUAGAUAAUGAUAAAUGUAAUAUGUAAAUACAUCAAAAGGAAUAACAAAGAAGCAGGCAUUCAGAUCAAAUAUUAAUCCCAUCAAAAAAAAAAAAAAAAAAAAAAAAA
Penaeus vannamei (Pacific white shrimp) is the source of this 4598-nucleotide messenger RNA. Lineage: Eukaryota; Metazoa; Arthropoda; Malacostraca; Decapoda; Penaeidae. The record is from RefSeq and is a predicted model, not a curated record.